Molecule: messenger RNA, 1475 nt
Organism: Zea mays
Lineage: Eukaryota; Viridiplantae; Streptophyta; Magnoliopsida; Poales; Poaceae
Exons: 7
Coding region: 436-1437 (333 amino acids)
Source: RefSeq, a predicted model, not a curated record
UAACCAGAGAAUCAGAGAAACAAGAUGAGAGGGGGAAAGAGAGGACGACACUGUAGAUGGAUUGAGGAUGGACUUCUCCUAAACCCUAGCUGCCUUUGGGGAGGUACAACACGAUAGAGUCAGGACGGCUAGAUGGGACUACAUCAUGGGGGCCGUAUGGUGUAGUUUGACUGAGUCAAUGGCUUCCCACCAAAAUGGCCCGAGCUGUUCAGUUAGCGAAAAAACAGAGCAAGCAGUUACAUCUCCUCUUACCCCUUCAUUCGACUCCCAUCUUGCCUCCAUCCCCGAGCUCCCUCCAAGGUCAUCCUCACCUUCGUCCCCAAGUGUUCAAAGUGGCCACUGGACUUCGCUACCAUAGGAUUCAAGGCCUUGUUCCCGAACAGCACCAUCUACAAGGGCCUGUGCCGGCCAUCGGUAUAAUUUGUUUGUGCUACCAUGGCUGAGGAUAUUUGGACCCUAAAACUUCAAUUUGAGGGGGACCCUCCAGGACAGAAAAUGGUGCAAAGGGAAAUGGACAAAGAUGAGAUAUGUUUCUUCAACUUGAUUGAACUGAUUGAGGAAUAUGGAUACACAUCAGUUGACUAUGUAUACUACAAGAGAAGAGAUGGUUUGGUUGCAAUACAAUGGGAUUCAGAUGUGAUGCAAAUGCUUGAAGAGAAUGAGAGCAAAAGGAAGGUUAGCUUGUUUGUGACGAAGCAGAGAAUGGCCACCAUAGCACCUACCAAAUUCAAUGAAGAACCUACCAAUUCUGCAGAAAAUAAAAAUAAAGGGAAAAGGGGCACAAAGGAAAAGCAGCGCCUAAAUGUAAUCCAAAUCAAAGAACAAUAUUAUAAUGAGGUUGAUCAGCACCAUGACAAUACCAUCCAGCAAACACAAGGUGAUGGCAAUAAUGUAAUCAAGCGAAAGGGAACGGUUUUGACACAUGUUUGGGAUUUACCUAAGGAUAAACGUAUAUUAGUGAAAUGCAACCAACUUGGGCAACCUAUUGGAAAAGAAGGUGGUCUGUUAGGCCAAUUUUUAGGAACUAUAGCACGGAACGGUGGUUAUUGCCCAAUAGAUGUCAAUGAUUGGAGAAAGAUAAAGAAGGAUAGUGCUGAAACCAUACUUCAAUGUAUUCAGACAAAGUUCUUGUAUCCUCGAUCAUGUGAGAAAUGGAUACUGAAAUCGAUAGGGAGAGAUUGGAGAAAAUACAAGUCAAUAUUGAAAAAGAAGUUAUUUAGUCCAAAGAAGAAAAGGUCAUACUUAUACAAGCUUUGUCCAGAUGAUAUUGAUGAAGACCAGUGGAAAUCCUUAGUAAAAUAUUGGAAGUCAUCUGAAGGAAAGGCUCUUAGUGAGAAGAACAAACUAAGUUGUCAAAUGAAGAAGACAACACAUUCAGGGGGUACAAAGAGUUUUGCACGUUGGUCCGAGGACAUGGUGAGUAUUUUUUAUUACUAAAUAAAAUCUUCUAUUAAUUUCUUAUCAUUUUAGUAUUG